Molecule: messenger RNA, 978 nt
Organism: Aphanomyces astaci
Lineage: Eukaryota; Oomycota; Saprolegniomycetes; Saprolegniales; Verrucalvaceae
Exons: 1
Coding region: 1-978 (325 amino acids)
Source: RefSeq, a predicted model, not a curated record
AUGAAGCACUGUGGCUCGUGGGACGUGAUGUCUGUGGCCUUCAAGGAGAAGUCGCCAACGUUUUCAAACCGCGUUAACACCUUCCUCGCAGCCAUCCACCCCACCUUGCGGGCCAAGUACAUUGACACCGUGUUGGACAAGUACUCCAUGCAGCACCUGCAGACGAGUGGACAUCGGUUCAACAACUUCCCAUCCGCACUGUACGCUGUCGACGUCACGUUUCAGUGGACGAACGCGCCUGCCGGAAGUUUCAACGAGAAGAAGCGUUUCUACAGCAAGAAGCAUGGGCAGUACGGCUUGAAGGUGGAAGCAAGUGUGUUGCCCAACGGCCUCGCCAUCAAAGUGACCACGGCUGUGCCAGGAAGCGUCGCUGACAUUACCAUCUGCGAGUCGAACCUCGAUUUUCACCAAGACAAACUGAAGAAGAUUGGCGAAGAAGACGACAUGUUGGACGACGGCCCAAUGCAAGAAGAGUAUCCCCGGUCGUGGGCUCUGCUUGCUGACAAAGGCUACCAAGGCCUUCACCGCCAACUGCGUGCGAUCACUCCGAUGAAGCGACCAGCAGGUGACCUUUUGUCUGCCGCCGACAUGGCCGUGAAUGACAAGAUUGCGAGCGAUCGUGUCAUUGUGGAGAACUUUUUCGGUCGUAUCAAGACGUUGUGGUCUGUCGUGGAUGACACGUACACGUGGAAGCGAGAAAAUUACGAUCUUUACUUCCAAACGUGUGUGGCAUUUACGAACCUCCAUAAUUGUUUCUUGCCUUUACGGGAAGUGGACGGAGAUGACCUUCGUAGGCAUGUCAAUGGACUUUUGUCCUCGGGACAGAAAAAGAAAGCAAAGCGUGCUGGUUCAGUCAUGAAGUCUCGCGAAAAGCGCAAACGGCGCUUGAGUUCUUUGUUUUCUACUGGGGAGAGUGCUCAGUUCACUUCCGAGGUUGAUUUUUACGACAGUGCUGACGAAAGUAGUAUUUUUGAUUAA